This is a messenger RNA of Eimeria maxima, 5325 nucleotides long. RefSeq lists its product as hypothetical. Gene Ontology annotation, molecular function: transcription coregulator activity. Gene Ontology annotation, biological process: regulation of transcription by RNA polymerase II. The record is from RefSeq and is a predicted model, not a curated record. Lineage: Eukaryota; Apicomplexa; Conoidasida; Eucoccidiorida; Eimeriidae. Bases 1 to 5325 code for a protein of 1774 amino acids. The transcript has 9 exons. Gene Ontology annotation, cellular component: SAGA complex.
AUGAAGCCUUCGGGUGUAUGGGCUGCUGCUGUCGCUGCUGCUGUUGGUCUUUUCUGCUGCCUAGGUGUCUCUUCCCUGUCCAUUCGAUCUGCCUUCAGGGGUGGGCUUGUUCCUGGGCGCCGGGGACUGGCUGCUGCUGCAGCACUGCAGCAGCAGCAGCCCAGGACACUGUCCCCUGCAGCACUUCCCUUAGAAGAUGUGGGGUGUGCGUUUAUCCCCUGUGGGCGUGGGGACGUCGGGAGACGAUCCCAGGGUUGCGGGAUCGCCUCCCGCUCCAAUAACUCCCCACAGGGUGUGCUGCAGCCCUUCUCUAACUACAGCAGCAGCAGCAGCACAAGGAAGGCUAGUAGCAGUACUCUUCCUUUAAAGGCAGCUGAGGGCCCCACACAAGGGCUCCCAGGGACUGCAGAAGAAGCAGCAGACUUCGAGUCAUGGGGCCCCCAGUCCCCUGUUGAUGACUAUCCGGAUGCAUGUACAGCUCAACUCCCCUCAAAGGAGACAACUUUAGGGGCCCCCGCUGGUGUCAUUGACGUGCAUUUUGGGGCCUAUGAUGAGAGGCCUUCUCACGGAGGGGUCCCCGAGGGGGCCACGGAAGAGUAUGAGGGUUGGAGACACUUACAGCUGCCUCUCGAGACCCUUUUAUUUUUAGCUGUUGAUGCGGAGACAGACGCAAUGAGGUACCUAAAAGAGGGGGCCACGCAUAUGCUGCAGAAGGCCCACACACGAGGAGGGGGCCCCAAUAAGAAGCUAGACUUAGGGGCUGAUAUAUUAGAGUUAAGAUUAGCGCAUGCAUUAUGUACAGAAGCUGCUGCUGCUGCUGUACAGAGACGAGCAGCAGCACAAGCAACGGCCCCCCUGGGUACAGUAGGCUUCAGGGCCCUUAAGAGACAGAUUGAUGCCUUCUUUGAGGCCCUUUACCCCCGUGUUGCAGCAACAAGAUAUACCGUACAGCCGCAGCAGCAACAGCAGCAAAAGAAGCAGCAGCAGCAGCAGCAACAACAAAAACAGCAGCAGGUGCUGCGGCAGGCAGAAGACGUAUGGGAGGAGUUUAGGGGGUCCCUUUUCUCCCAUGAAGAACUGCCAGCCUUUGAGCAGCUGCCUGUUGUUAUAACAAAAGGAGACGCACCCCUUUGGGAGGUAAGGAGGGCCACUGCUUUACAGGAGGCCCCCGGGGGGCCCCAGCGCACCCGCAAGCUGCUGCUGCGGCUACCUGAACUGGCCAUCCAUGAAGCCUUGCUGCCUCCCCUGCAAACUCCCGCGGAGCAGGCAGAAGGAACAGCAGCAGCAACUGCAGCACCAGCAACAACAACAGCAGCAGGAGCUGGAGGCGGGCGCGCCUUGAGGUGGGCAAUUCUAUGCGCUAUGACCCGCUACAGGGAGUUGCUAGACCCGGAGGCAAGGGGCCUCGUACUGGAUGAAGGAGCCCCUCAGGAGGGGCCCCCAACGGGGGGCACUGAGGGUCCGCUGAGUUUUGGCCUCACUCCUGCAGGGCAAAAACGUCGUCUGCAGCUGCUGCGCACUCUGUUUGAAAACUUUAAACCAGGACCCUCUCAACCGGGAGGCCCCUAUGGGGGCCUCCGUUGGGAUCCUCGAGGGGGGCUCCGAGCGCGCAGGGCACAUCCCCUGUGGCUGCUACCCAUGGGGGCCUCCAUUCGUGCAUGGCUUGAAGCUGACUCUGAGGAUAUGAGCGGCCUAUUUCAUGCGGCGCAGCGCAGCGGUGCUGCAGGAGACAGUCGUGCUGCAGUGUCUCUUCUUGAAGCUUUUUUGCAGUCUCUUGAUGUGCAGCCUCCUGACUUAGAGGGUUUAGAGGAGGAGGAGCGUAGGGCCCAGCAAAGAGGAAUGGCGGGGCCCCUGUCUAAUAGGAUGGUUGGGGGCCCCUUUGGGGGCCCCCAUGCUGCAGAUACAACCAGUGCUGCUGCUGUCCUAGGUAUACCCUCCUUUAUAGAGGCCCUUAUUCUUGAUGGUGUUGAUGCUGCAGCAAGAGCUGCUUCUCCUCUUAUGGCGCAGCUAAAUGAACAGGCAAGGGAUCUUGCAAAAUACCUAGGCUUACCCUCUGCUCAAGGAGGCAAUCAAGAGGAAGAAGGAGACGAAGACAGCAGCCGCCACAGCAACAAGACACCCCUGGGGAGAGUAUCAAGGGCAGAGCUGCUGCAGCGACGCGAAGAGUUCUUACUGCUACUCAAUACAAUCGAGAGGAGACUCCUUGUGGCAGCAGCAGAGGCUCUCGAGGGUUCUAUAUUGGGGGGUACGGGGAUGCAUGCACGGCGGCUGUCUACUGAGCCUCAGGGCCCCCCCCCUGCAGAUUCAGAAGAAGCAUCCGUUCGUACUUUUAUCGAGGCCCAGGUCUUUAUUAGAGACUUAAUGCAUACAAUGAGGCAAACGCUUAAGCUCCCAAGGGGCCCCGGACAAGUAGGGGGCCCCAAGGGGGUCUCUGGAAGCACGACUGCAGGUGUCCCCGUGGAUACUCCUGGGGCCUCUAUUCCAUUCCCUUCUUUUGAUGACUUGCUGACUGCGCCUGAGGGGGCCCCCCAGGGAGGGGUAGAGGAAGGGGCGACUCCCGUGCUGGAUUCACCGGGGGCCCUUGCUGCUGCUGCUGCUCGUUUGUAUGCCUUUUUCCUGGUGCAUUGCUUUGAGCCGGGGGCCCUUCCUGCUGCAGUACGGCUGCGUAUAUCUAGAGGCCUCAAUACCCCUACGUCUCCCUCAUUAAAUAUUAAGAGAGAGGCACAUGAUGGCAGUCUUAGGGCAGAAUGGACAAUAUACAUUCAAGGAGACAUACAACAUAUACCCUUGCUCGCUUCUUCUCUACUGUCUUCAAUGUUUGCAAUUUAUAAAGAGACAGCUGUUGCCCCUAAGGCCUUUUUGCCUCCUGGUUUCCCCCCUUUGGAGACAGAGGAGGAGACAGGGAGUGGGUCUAUGGGGGAAGCAAAGGGAAGCAAUUCCUGCUGUCUUGCUGUAAGGAGAUGGCAAGCAAUAAGAGAGGCAGCACAAAAGAACAAAUGGCCCUUCUAUGUAGGCCUACAAGAAGGGACUCCCUUACAGCUAGCGCUAGCUGCCUCUGUGGGGACCCCACAGGGGACACCAGGAGACCCUUCUCUUGCCUUUGGACUGCCGAAACCCCUUACGGAUCUCCUCUUUGUUAAUAGUACCCCUAAAAUUUCUCUGUCCUCUCCUGAGGGAACCCCCCAGGAUGGGGGCCCCCAGGGGGGCCACCAGGAAAGGCCCCUCCUCAGCGAUCUCCGCACUGCUGUCCCCAUAGGGUCUCCCGGCAGUGUCUCUGCUGCCCUCAGUCUUACUGCAGCAGAGACACUUCAAUUGUUGCAGGCAGCAACACCAGAAGAAAGAGACAAGGCCCUCAACGCCCUAGAGAAUGCCACGGCUGAGCGAUACAAGGGGAUCGGAUCCCCGAGUCAGUUAUUGUAUCAUUUAAUAAAGGAGGGAAUAAGCAGCAAGAGGGCCCUGGCCCUCUUAAAUUCUUUAGUAAGGAGACAGCAGGUGCUGCCUGCUAGCAGCGAAGUGAAUAAGCUGAUGGCUGUCUCCUCUCCGGAGACAGCAGCGUCUCCUUUAGCUGUUCCCAGCCCCAAGGUUGAGGGGGCCCUAGCUGUCCUGGCAAAGGACUGGGGAGAAGGAAGGGUGCCGGUGUCUCCUCUAGUGCAUGCACUAUGGGCAGGAGACAGGGGAGCUGCUGCUGCUGCUGCUGCAGCGGGGGCUGUCUCCGCUGCUGCUGAACUAGGGACUAAGGGAAUAGACCCAGGAGGAGACGAGGCAUUGCUUGCAAGACAGCCCCUUAACACUUGGGCAUGGAAGCAAGCGGAGAAAAUAAGAAGAGAUGCCUUAGGGGCGGCGUUCUUGCUGCGGUGGUUGGAGGGAAGGAUGCGAGGGUUUAAUCAUUCAAGCGACUGUCUCCACACCUCCUUAACAGGUGUAGAUUUGCGUGGUAUAGUAGGGGAGGAGGCGGCCACACCGCCUCCGCCGGUGGGGGGCCCCGUUCUCGGGGAGAAGAAGGGGGCCCCCCCUCCCCCAACCCCUGCCUAUAAAGCCCUAAUGCAAGAGGGUAUUAAAUACCUAGAAGACUUACAUGUUAUUGAGCACCAGCACCAGCAUGCACAGAGGCAAUUAACCAUGAAGCAUCUCCUUAUGAAUGGGGCCCACCCUGAGGGUCUGCUGGAGGCUGCUAACCAGGUUUGUGCGGGUUUGGGGCCCCCAUCUAUGGGUAUGGGGGCAGGAGCCCCCCCGCUACCUCCACAUGCAGCAGGGCAGGGAGGGGGCCCUACCCCUCCCGCUCCUCUACGUAGCCCAGAGGGUGAGAAGGCUCAUAAGGAGGAGACAGAGAGGGCAACCCAAACGGAGACACUUCUUCAGGAGGCCCUUAGAGACCCAAAGAAAAGAAUUAUUGAUGGAGAAGAGAGACAGCAAGUGCAGAUGAUGCUGCUGAUGGGUCGUGUGUAUCAGCCAUUUACUACGUUAGGUGUAGAUACACCAGAGGGAUUAAAUGAGCAUAUAACAGCUAGACAGUUAGUCCCCUUAGCUAAGCAGUAUGCAGGGGAGCUAUCUAGGGCACCCCUAUACCCUCCCUCUGAUGAUGGUCGUCAGAGGAUCCAGACAAUAGCUAGACCCGAUCCCAUCGAUCCCAACGAUCCCAACGAUCCCCAAGGCCUAAUGUCCCUCUCGCGCUUCUUUGAGGACUCAACCUCCUUACCUGCCCUAUUAAAGGAAUCAGGGGCCCUUACUGGUCAGGAGGCAGCAGCACAGCAGCAGGCAUUAACUACAGCAGCAGCAGUAGUAGCUAAAACUGCUGCUGCUGCUCAAGGAUCUCGUACUACUACUGGUACACCUGCUACUGCAGCAGCAGGAACAGCAGGAACAGCAGCAGGAGGUCCUCGACCCAAGAUGACUGCACUACACCUUGUUGCUGCAGAGGCUGUACAAACUGUCUCCUCUGCCAGCCCCAAUCCUCACGAAUUAAGUCCUGCUGCCUUCUUAGAUGCAUUAGAGUUUGUACAAUUAGAGGCAGGGAGACACUAUGCAAGACAAGGGACAAAGGAGAUACCUAUUGUAUUAGCAGCACCAGGGGAAGAAGAAGAAGAAGCAGAGGCACAAGCAGCAGAAGCAGAAGUAGAUAAGUAUGCUGCAGAAACAGCAGCAGCAGCAGCAGCAGCAGGACAUCCUACACAUAAAGAAAUGAUUAAUAAAAAGGAGACACCUAAUAAAUAUUCUCCUCCUGCUGAUUGGAGGAAUCUCUUGUCACAAACAGAGAGUAUAAGGCCGAGGCAGUGCGACCAAGAGAGACACCCACUGUCUCCUAAGGAGACACUUGCUGUCUCCUAA